UUCUCCUUCUCCUCUGCUCUUUCUCUCCCAUAUAAAAGGCGCCAUUUGCACUCCGCACCGUUUAAAAACCCCCAAACCCUCAAAUCUUCACUCUUCUCUUCUUCAUGCCAAAAUGCUUUCCCGUGCAUAUACAACGGACACACAAUCCAAAUCUUCCGAUAUCGCCGCCACUAUCCUCGCCGCCGCAUCGCCGCCGCAGAUCCUCGCCGCAUGUGACGCCGUUGAAUCGUUUCUACAUAAACAUACAGCUGACCAAACCCGAUGGUUCUUCUCCAUCACUUUUCCAACCCUAAUUUGUAAAAUAUUCGGGUUUAAUGAAUCUUCGGGUUCUUCUUCGGCUGCUGUAAAGUCAUCGUCUCCGUCUGGUUGGAUUGAUAUUGCUGCUUUAGCUAAUGAUUCUCAGCUCGCAGAUAGAAUUUUCAGCUUAUUAUCCCCCACUGGGGUGUUGCUAUCUUCUAUUGCGGCUGCGGAUGGGUUGUCUCUGGUUAAAUAUGUAUUUCCUGUAGAAAGGUUACCUGAAUGGGUUCGUUAUAUGCUUCAAAACGAGAGAGAUUCACGGGUUUUGUCUGAUUUGUGCCCAUUAUUCAAAAAUAGGUUGAAAGAGGACUCCGUUAAGGGUUCUUCAUUUCAGGUUCAGUUGAAUGUAUUUGAAUAUUACAUGUUCUGGUUUGUCUAUUACCCUGUUUGUCGAGGUAAUAGUGAGGGCCCUCAAACAGUAAGAGUUAGGAGAAGCAAAAGGUUUAGACUGGAGAAUUGGGCUUAUUCGAUUCCAGGUUUGUCAAGCACCAAACGUGGGUUGGAGCAGAAGAAUGAGGGCAAUUUGUAUAUGCGUCUCUUGUAUUCAUAUCUCCGUGCAUAUGUGCCUGUCGGUGAUGUAAAGUCACAUCAACCCUACAGGAGCUCACUGCUUCAUUACUCUUUUGCCUAUGAUACUCCAUUUGUUGAAAAAGCAGAGUUCUUGGUCAACACUCUAAUACAUUUCUGGUUAGUUGAUAAUGAUUUCUCUCCAUUGCCUAUGAAUUUGUGUAAAUCAUUUGGUGUGUCAUUACCCUUUCGAUCGCUAUUUGGCGAGACUCCUCCGACUUCAGGAUUAGGUGAAGUAGUAAACGUGUUUGUCAAGUAUCUAAAUCUGAGUUCAAGUGCACCAAGUGAUGGAGCUGACCAGGUUGACUACACUGAAAGUCCUAGGUGGAAAGUUGGGGGGACAUUUAACGCUACUCAGUCAAGAAAUGUUGUUCCUGUCGUGGAUUCUGGGAACUCUUGGAAUUCGUGGAUUCAGAGGCCAUUGUACAGAUUUAUAUUGAGGACAUUCUUGUAUUGUCCUGUGGAAAGUUCUAUUAAAAAUGCAUCACAGGUGUUCACCUUGUGGGUUAGUUACCUAGAGCCCUGGACUAUUUGUAUGGAAGAAUUUGCGGAACUUGAUGCAAAUUUGGCAAAGUGCAAUAAAAGUACAUUGAAGGAUGUUACCCCAUCAACUCCACAUGGCUAUACAUCUUCUUGGCAAGCUUUUGUAUUAGCUAACUACUUAUACUACAGCUCUUUGGUCAUGCAUUUUAUUGGUUUUGCUCACAAGUUUCUUCACACGGAACCAGAAGUGAUAGUCAAGAUGGUUUCAAAGGUGAUAACAAUAUUAACCUCAUCUUCAGAACUGGUGAACCUCAUAAAAAACGUAGAUACUGUAUUUCAUUUGAAACCAACUGGAUCAUCGAAAGGAGUGCUUAAUGCUUUGCAUAGAUACGUACCUGCUAUUCGUGAGCAGUUACAGGACUGGGAAGAUGGCCUAUCUGAAACUGAUGCUGAUGGUUCUUUUUUGCACGAGAACUGGAACAAAGAUUUACGACUCUUCAGUGAUGGUGAAGAUGGUGGACAGAAGUUGCUUCAGCUGUUUGUUUUGCGAGCAGAAUCUGAACUGCAAUCAAUUGGUGGAGAAAAUCUUUCCCAAAACCUCCAGUGUUUGGAUAGACUGAAAUCCGAGCUAUGUCAGUUAUUUGGUGGCCCUAUUUUGAAGCCCAUGAAUACGACAGAGACUCUACAAUGUGGGCACCUGCGGGAUGAAAUCUUUAAACCCCGAAGUUUUGCCAAUAGAGCAAUGGUCGAUAUUAAAUACAAGGGUGAUUGGAUGAAGCGGCCCAUCUCAGAUGAUGAAAUUGGGUGGCUGGCAAAGGUGCUUGUAAAGCUAUCAGGCUGGUUGAACGAGAGUCUUGGGUUGAACCCAGUUGAGAGCAGCCAAGAUAGUCCUUCUUGGUCGUAUCUCGACUUGUCCACUGAUGCUAGGAGUGAGUAUGGUCCCAUGGAAAUGAUGAAAGUUGUGUUUUGCUCUUUUAUUUCCUGGCUUCUUAUGUUACGGGGAGCUGGUGUGACGUUCAUGAGAGAGCAUGGCGUCAGGGUGAAUCUCAGGGUUUUAGCAUCAAAGAAGGUGGUAGUUGCGUUGCUAAUCGUUGCUGCUUUCAGUCUACUCAGGAGAACUUUUCUCAGAGUUGGGUAGUGUUUACAUGGGAGAUCAAGCAACAUAACAGAAUUAAGAACAAAAAAAUAGGUCUAGGAAUGAACCCAAAAAGAACAGAAAUACUCAACUGAGAGAGAGAGAACAAAAAGAAAGGUAACAAAGAAAAAGCCUGUGGCUUGCAAGGUUUGGUUUUGUUUUGUUUGUAAAUGGGCUUAUUUUGUGCAGCAUAGAGAUUUUCUCGUAACAUGGUUUUGCAGCCUUCAGUUCUUCCAAUGUUCUUGCUCCUAGCUGAAACAAUUAGCUUUCUCGCGCUUUAUCAAUUCCUGUGCACCCAAAACUGUCUCAUUGGGGGUGGGAUUAUCACUGCUCCUAUGUUUUAUUGUUAAACCGCAGGUGAAGGUGAAGAAUACUUGCAGAUCGUUUCAUUAGACUCUAAUUGGGCAAACUAGCAAAUGUCUUUUUUUUGGUUGGUUUCUGCAGAACAUGUUUGUUGAAUAAAAUAGUUGCUUUUUUGUUGUAAAA
Molecule: messenger RNA, 2968 nt
Organism: Capsicum annuum
Lineage: Eukaryota; Viridiplantae; Streptophyta; Magnoliopsida; Solanales; Solanaceae
Molecular function (GO): sphingomyelin phosphodiesterase D activity
Source: RefSeq, a predicted model, not a curated record